Molecule: messenger RNA, 2377 nt
Organism: Rosa chinensis
Lineage: Eukaryota; Viridiplantae; Streptophyta; Magnoliopsida; Rosales; Rosaceae
Product: putative glycerol-3-phosphate transporter 4
Exons: 3
Coding region: 373-2001 (542 amino acids)
Biological process (GO): transmembrane transport; phosphate ion homeostasis
Cellular component (GO): membrane
Molecular function (GO): glucose 6-phosphate:phosphate antiporter activity
Source: RefSeq, a predicted model, not a curated record
CAUGCUCUGUUUGGAAAAUUUGGCGUGGCGUCCCAGUCCAGUAAAUAGAAACAAAAUGCUCUCUCCUUCUCACACCCUGCCACGUGUCCUCCGUCAUUUCUUCAUUGCUCCUCUGUGUCUCCUCCGCCUUCUUCGCUUUUCCCCAACACACUCUGUUUCUUUCAAUUUCGACCAUCGCCGUCCAAUUCAGUAAGGCUCUUUCUCUCUGUUUUUUAUUAUUUUGACGUAUGAAAGUUACGAUUUUGCGUUCUGGGUGUUGCUUGGAUUUGGGAGAUGAAUGUGAUAUGAUAUGAGGGUGGUGCAGCGUCUGUGAAGAGAGAAAGAGAGAAAGUGUUCUUCUGGGUUUGGGUUUUGUUGGUUUUUGGAGGAAGGAUGGAUCGUGAUUUUGAUACAGUGAGAGGAAGCCCACCUGGGAUUUUGUUGAUCAGAAGCAUUAGAGGAAAAGAUUGGAGGUUUUCUACGUAUAGAUAUGUGGUUUUGUUUGUUACGUUUGUAGCUUAUGCUAGUUACCAUGCUUCAAGAAAACCCAGUAGUAUAGUUAAAAGUGUUCUGUAUCCUGAGCCCACCAACAAGGACAAUGGCUUGGUCCUCCCCUGGCUUGGCCAGUUUUCUAUUAAGACAGUGUCCGGGGGGAAUGAGAGUCAUCAUCAUCAUCAUCAUAGGUUGAGAGCCAAGGGCUGGGCUCCUUUUAAUACCAAGGACGGGACGUCCAAGUUGGGUGAGAUUGAUGUUGCAUUUCUAGCAUGUUACUCUCUAGGAAUGUACGCUGCUGGGCAUUUGGGAGAUAGGCUGGACCUCCGGCUGUUCUUGACAUGUGGGAUGAUUGGGAGUGGCGUUUUCGUUGCGCUAUUUGGGAUGGGGUACUUUUGGAACAUUCAUGUGUUUGGAUUCUAUCUGGGGAUGCAAAUGGUUGCUGGCUUGUUCCAAGCAACAGGUUGGCCUUCUGUUGUUGCUGUGAUUGGUAAUUGGUUUGGAAAGGGAAAGAGGGGUUUGAUAAUGGGUAUAUGGAAUGCACAUACGUCGGUUGGGAAUAUUAGCGGUUCGCUUCUUGCUGCUAGUGUUCUGGACUAUGGUUGGGGUUGGUGUUUUAUAGUUCCGGGCGCGUUUAUUGCAUUGGCAGGAGUGCUAGUUUUCUUGUUCUUGCCUGCAUAUCCUGAGGAUAUUGGAUUUUCUAGUCCACAUGGUUCAGCUGCGAGUUUGGAGGCAGUUCCUAAUGAUGACGAAGCUAAUAUGGGAAAAGGAAUUCGGGUGGAAAGUGAAACAAAUAUUCCAAGAGCUGGGUCUGUGAGUAGGACAGGUGUUGGUCUUCUUGAAGCUUGUACCAUACCAGGAGUUAUACCCUUUGCGUUAUGCCUAUUCUUUGCAAAGCUUGUGGCCUACACAUUUCUGUACUGGCUACCAUUUUAUUUAAGUCAGACAGAAAUAGGAGGAGAGUAUGUUUCUGUGAAGUCUGCUGGAAAUCUCUCCACUUUGUUUGAUGUUGGGGGCAUAGUUGGCGGAAUCCUUGCAGGCUACAUAUCCGAUAAACUUAAUGCUCGAGCUACUACAGCAGCCUGCUUCAUGUAUGCUGCAAUUCCAGCAAUGCUUUUGUAUCGCAGAUAUGGGAGUAUUUCACACAAUAUCAACAUUGUGCUUAUGAUGAUUGCUGGACUGUUUAUUAAUGGGCCCUAUGCACUUAUCACAACUGCAGUUUCUGCAGACCUUGGCACUCACAGUUCACUUAGAGGUGAUUCUCGAGCACUGGCAACAGUUACUGCCAUCAUUGAUGGUACUGGAUCGGUUGGUGCAGCUUUUGGUCCUCUUCUGACUGGUUUCCUUUCAACAAAGGGAUGGGAUGCAGUAUUUGUGAUGCUAAUGGUCUGUGCACUUAUAGCGGGGCUUCUUUUAUCACGUCUAGUUAUAUCUGAAAUUUCUGAGAAGACUUGCAAACCGUCUGUGUCCAGUGGGCGACGUAGUUUUGGAGCUCCGGCAUCCCAACCACUUUUAAGUGAUCAACGAUGAUACUAGGGUCUGCAGAAGCUUCAUCACAUGCCCAAGAUAACGAAAAGUUCACUAUAUUGAGACAUCCAAGCUCAACAUAUAGGUGGUACCUUGUACUCUUGAACAAAAUUUAUUUCAAAAGAAAACCAAAAGCCUCAUUAUAUGUCAAAUUUGUAUUGGCUCCAGAAGUAGUUUCUAGCACCCAUUUUGGUGUUCAUCGUCUGUAAUAUAUGUAUACUGAUAAUUAGUAUUUAGAUUUUUUGUACUUUGGUCAGUUGUCCUCUCCAAGUAGAACUUCGUCUUUGAAAUUAUUUAUGACUAUUGCUGAAGAUAGGUUCUAUCGUGAGAACAUAUGUUUGCUCUCUCGAUCCAUCUAGGUGGACCUGCACUUCAGUUU